Messenger RNA from Acanthopagrus latus (yellowfin seabream), 8444 nucleotides. Its product is annotated as collagen alpha-1(I) chain. The transcript is spliced from 69 exons. The coding region runs from base 219 to 5759 and encodes 1846 amino acids. NCBI's taxonomy places the organism in Eukaryota, Metazoa, Chordata, Actinopteri, Spariformes, Sparidae. The record is from RefSeq and is a predicted model, not a curated record. Gene Ontology annotation, molecular function: extracellular matrix structural constituent.
CUGCAGCAGUCUGAGGAGGAGGAGGAGAAGAGGUGAAAAGGAUGAGCAUUUAGGCUUCAUCUCAGUCAAAGUUCAAGAAAAAGUGCCGUUCAACUAUGUUCCUCACUUUGACUUUGAACUAAUGAGAACCGCACUAGACUUGGCGUUUCAUCCGGGACACACUGUGGCUCUCGUGUUUGUCUUUCAACGUUAAUUACAAAAGUGAUUAAUCCGGGAAGAUGUUCCGCCGGUUGUUAAAAUGGACGCUUUGCCUCCUCGGGCUCAUAACGACGAGCUCCACCUCACCUGACGAUGCUACAGCGGACUUUGGAGGCGAGUCCGGCUCUGGGAUGCUGUACCCAGGAAGGAAACGGGCCCCAGCUGAUCAGCUCAUGAAAUCAGUGUCAUACACAAAUUCUGAUGAGGUGAACAUUCUAGAGGAGAUCUCAUUUCAGCUGUCGAACAACAGUAACGCCUCUAUGACUAUGGAUGACAGCAGGUGUCCGGUCCUACAGGUGGGACAGUAUUCCACCUUGGCUCUCCCUCUUCAACAGCUCCUCACUGAUGGGUUUGCAGAUGAGUUCAGUUUGCUGGUACAGCUGCGGAGUCCACAGAGAGAUGAACGCAGUGUCUUCACCAUGCUCAGCCCUAACAGCCAUGUUAUGCUGCAGCUGCGGAUCAGUGCUAAUGCUGUCAUCUUCAUAGGAACACAGCAACGCCACUACGAGUUCCCAGUCAGCAGCUUGUCUGAUGGAAGGUGGCACCAUGUGGCUGUCAGUGUCUCCUCCAAGCGGCUGGCACUGUAUGUUGACUGCUCUUUGCUGGAGAGCGUGGACUGGGUGUACCACGGCAUUGGGAUCAGAACUGAUGGACUGCUCAUGGUCGGAGGAAUCAUUGAGGGUUUUGAGACUCCAUUUGAAGGUCAUCUUCGACAGCUAACCUUCCUGAUGGGUGACCCAGAUGCCGCCCAGCAGCAUUGCAGCCAUCACCCUCCCCACUGUGGCGAUGCCGCCCCUAAGCCUCCCCGCUCCCCACGCGUCAGCAAUGCCUUGGAGAAUGUACUUCUGUCCUCAAAUGACCUGGAGGACCUGCUGGGGAAUCCCAAGGACAAGUCAUUUUUGAGCUUUGGCAGAAAUAAUAUGUUUCUGCGACAAGGGAGUUCUCGGGGUGACGGGACACUGCCUUCAGGAUCCAGUCGGUCCAAAGGUUCGGUAGGUCGUGGGGAUGUCUUUGUAGUGGACGAGGACACUGACUUGUUGGAUCCAAUCUUCCAAAAUGGCAGACAAGUCAACCCUCAGUGGAAGCCUUCCAGAAAUGGAUUUAAGGGAAACCAGAAGGGGAAGCCUGAACUGUCUUCUAAACUAUUGGAGGAGAACAUCACCACAGACAAAAAGACUGACUCUGGUGGGAGGACUUCAUCGCUGUUGCCCAGAAAACCAUCUGAUGACAUCCUUGACCUGGACAUCGAAAGCGCCACCAAGAAGCCAAUAAUGGUAUUUCCUGUAGUUCCGAAAAUCCCUACAGAUCCCAGAGUAGACAUAGACUCCAACAAAUUAUGGGAGGAAACUGAUGAAUGGUCAAGGUCUGUCUCACCCACACCUCUUGUAAUCAUCUCUGGUCCAUCUGCAAAGGGAAAGCUUGACACCACUGGUCAUAGAGCCAAGCACAAUGGUAAACUACCAGAGAAGGAGCGCCCUGGCGUUGUGACCAUCGUGUCCAGAGACAGAGACCUGGUCCUGGGCUCAGAUGGCAAAACAUACCGGCUCCAGAGAGGACCACCUGGCCGAAUGGGUCCCCCAGGGCAGGAAGGAUGUCCUGGUGAGCCUGGGCUGACUGGAUUUAAAGGUGAUAAGGGUACGACGGGCCCUGAAGGGCGUCCAGGAAAAAAGGGGGAGCGAGGACCUCCUGGGCCGGCAGGUUUACCUACCUUCUACCUGUGGAAGAAUACAGCAGAGGAAUGGGCUGCCUUUCAGCAAACCAAUUUCUACCAGUUACUUCUUGCUGGUUGGCCUAGUAAAGAAGGCUCUGCAGGACCACCUGGAGAGAUGGGCAGGACCGGCAUGCAGGGACCUCCUGGUGAACCUGGGGAACGGGGACGACCAGGCAUGCCAGGAGAGAUGGGUGAGCGGGGUCACAGGGGCCCUCCAGGACGAGAAGGGCCCCCAGGGAGAGAUGGGGAAAAUGGAGACGAUGGUCAGCCUGGAUCACCUGGUGCCCCUGGAUCACAGGGCCUUUGGGGAUACAGGGGACAACGAGGGUCUAAAGGGGAAAAAGGUGAUGAGGGUCUCAUUGGCCUCAACGGUCCAAGAGGGGAAAUUGGUGAAUCUGGUGAAAAGGGUUCAACUGGUGUACCAGGACCACCUGGACCUGUGGGACCACCAGGGCCUCAGGGUAUCCGAGGUGGCCCUGGGCCAGAGGGGCCCUGUGGGGCUGAUGGGGACAGUGGACUGGAUGGCCCUUCAGGUCUAUCAGGGCCGAUGGGUCCUCCAGGUUUUACUGGACAAGUUGGUGCUCAGGGAGCCAAUGGCUCAAGGGGAGACAUGGGACCUGCUGGCAGUGUCGGCCCCAUAGGCCCACAGGGGCCUCCAGGUUUAGAUGGACAGAUGGGACCUCCAGGACUCAGAGGACCUCAAGGACAUCCAGGACUGAUGGGUGUUCCUGGACCUAAAGGGGAUCCUGGGCCUGUGGGGCCAAUGGGUGCCCGGGGGGAUCCCGGCUUUGAGGGGCCCAUGGGUGAACCAGGGGAACGAGGGCCCAUGGGUUUUCCCGGGGGAACGGGUAACAGGGGACCAUAUGGGGACAAAGGAGAUCCAGGACCUAAAGGCGACAGAGGUAUUGAAGGGGCAGCAGGUAUUAGGGGUCCUCAGGGAGAAAGAGGCCCUAUCGGCUUCCCAGGUUUCCCAGGCACCAAGGGCCAGCCGGGCCCCACAGGCCCAGAGGGCACAAAUGGAGAAACAGGCCCUCAGGGAAAAAAGGGUGGCCGUGGGUUGAAGGGGAACAGGGGACCAGAUGGACGAAAUGGCAAACCAGGACCCAGAGGGAACAAGGGUCGGACUGGAGAGAGGGGACACACUGGCCAGCCGGGCCCAUUGGGUUUGCUGGGGCCUCCUGGACCAGAGGGAGCAGAAGGAAAGCCUGGUACACAGGGUCCCUCAGGUGCAGCUGGCUGUGCUGGCAAUAAAGGACUGACGGGUUUUCAAGGAAUUACUGGAGACAGAGGAGCAGAUGGCCCUCCAGGUUCUCCGGCGCCACCGGGGAAACCUGGACCUCCAGGAAUACCAGGACCCCUAGGAGACAGGGGAUUCAUGGGGAAGCAAGGCAUGGAGGGACCCCAGGGCCCAGUAGGCAUGUAUGGUAUGCAGGGGAGUGUGGGCAUGCGCGGGCUUCCAGGGUUCACAGGACAAAGGGGUGAGCCAGGUUUACGAGGUUUACCCGGGCCUGUUGGGAAGCCAGGACCUGCAGGUUUGCCGGGCCCCUCGGGAGAGAAGGGACCCCAGGGACCUAAGGGUCGGCCUGGAGAUGAUGGACCCAAAGGGAUUCUGGGCCCACCAGGCCCUCCAGGUGUCCAAGGUGUUGAUGGGACAAUUGGAAAACCUGGACCUAGGGGAAGUCCAGGGCCCCCAGGAUCUCAGGGUCCACAUGGCCCAACAGGAAUCCCAGGAACACAGGGUGCUGAUGGAUUAUUAGGAACAGCAGGAGAAAAAGGACACAAGGGUUUACCUGGAUUGCCUGGUGAUACUGGCUCGACAGGACAAAGUGGACAACAGGGCCCCCCUGGACAAACAGGAACUGAAGGCCAAACUGGACGCAAAGGAGACCAGGGGGAUAUAGGGUCUUGUGGGAAAAAUGGUCAUUCAGGGCCUCCAGGAGAGAGAGGACUUGAGGGCCCAAAAGGCUCACAGGGACCACCUGGACCAGCGGGAGAAGAGGGUGAUGUUGGGCAUCCUGGUGAAACUGGAGAUCCUGGACCCAAAGGGGAGAAGGGGGUGGUGGGACCUUUGGGUUUGUCUGGUCGUGAAGGUCCGUGGGGAGAUCUCGGGGAAAAUGGUGCGAGGGGUCCAAAGGGGGAUAAGGGCCACAUUGGACUGAUGGGUGAACCGGGGUUAAUGGGCGAGGUGGGACCUGCAGGUCUCCCGGGGUUACAGGGAUCCGCAGGCCCUCGGGGCCCUCUGGGACUAGAUGGACCGCAGGGACAGAAGGGGGAAUCUGGGCCUGAAGGUAUUACUGGACCUCCGGGGUCAGUAGGCCCUCAGGGAAUAACUGGUGCACGUGGUGUCAGAGGAGACACAGGGAGCCUGGGACCACCUGGUCCAGUAGGACAAGUUGGACCUCAGGGAGAUGAGGGGCCUAAAGGGGAACCAGGGCCACAGGGACUGAAGGGAGAGCCAGGAACACCAGGUCCACAAGGGGAACAGGGUGAGGAUGGUCUGCAAGGAAUCCGAGGUCCUCCAGCUCUGCCAGGGUUAGAGGGGCCUCCUGGAGAAAUGGGACCCCAGGGUUCUCCUGGACUCACAGGGGCUCCUGGAGUACAAGGAAGACCAGGACCUGAGGGGAAACCAGGCACAAAAGAGGAGAAGGGAGAAAAUGGCAAGAAUGGAUCACCAGGCAAGACGGGUCAUGUUGGAAGGAGGGGGAAACGGGGGAAGGCCGGAGUCAGAGGCACCAGAGGGCACAGAGGACCAAAGGGCGAAAAGGGAGACACAGGACAAGUUGGCCUCCCCGGGUGGCCAGGGCUCAUUGGAAUCCCAGGCUUACGUGGAGAGCCAGGGGAUGAAGGUGAAAAGGGGAAAGAGGGUGUGAAAGGGGACAUGGGACUGGCUGGACCACCUGGAGCUGAUGGCAUGAAGGGUAUCCGUGGUCCUGUUGGGUUGCCAGGUCCACUUGGCCUAAAAGGAGAGCAGGGGAAUAUUGGUCCACCAGGUCCGAGGGGUACACCGGGAAUGCCAGGAUUGCCUGGUUUGUUUGGAUUAAAGGGUUUGAAAGGCUACCAAGGUUUGCCUGGUCUGCCUGGAAGAAGAGGGCUCCCAGGUCCACCUGGGGCUCCUGGACCCCCAGGAAAGUCACUGAACAUGACGUUGACUCAACUUAAGGACCUGAUGUAUGUGUCCGACAAGCCCAACUAUCAUCUGAUGCAGACUCUGAUAGAUUCUCUGCAGCAGGACCUUCAGCUGCUGGUGGAUCCUCCAGACGGCAGCAAGGAGCAUCCUGCCACCACCUGUCUGGAGCUUUGGCUCUGUCACCCUGAAUACAGCAGUGGAAUGUAUUACAUUGACCCCAACCAGGGCAGCCCAGGUGAUGCUCUGCUGGCCUACUGCAGCUUCUCUUCCACAUCAAAACAGACCUGCCUUCAUCCUCAAGACUCUCAGUUGGCCACAAAAGCCUGGAUGGAUGAAUUUUCUGAAGAACAAUCUUUUCACUGGCUCAGCAGGCUGGAGCAGGGGUUUCAGUUUUACUAUCCAGGUGCUAAUGUGGUGCAAAUGCGUUUUCUGAGGUUGCACAGUAGCACCGCCAUCCAGAAGAUGACUUACUCCUGCCAUCCAGGACACGUACUGGGCCAGACAGACAGAGAUGUCAAAUUCCUCACUGACUCAAGGAAGCAAAGUUACCUCGGAGCACUUAAAGAUUGUGUGCCUGGAGAGGAGACCAUUCCUGGACCUCGGGAGUCUGUGUUUGAGUUUGAGGACCUCCAGCUGCUUCCUCUGAGAGACAUCGCAGUGAUGGGAGGUGAAAACUUCACACACCAGUUUGGCUUCAGUGUUGGACCUGUGUGUUUCAGUUAGAGGAGACCUGGAAGCUGUGUCAUCUCAGAAGACUCCAGGACAAAAACCUUUGUUAAUAUCAUGGACCCUAAUGAGGCAGCUGGAACAGCUCUUGCAGCUUCCGAAGAUGUCGCGUCCUUUUCUUCUUGUUUUGGCGGAUUUUAUCUCUCAAAUUAAGUGACUCCAUUUUCAUGAAUUCGAGAGGACACAAACGUCCCCAGGCUUUUUUUUCACAGAGAAGUCAAUUUUGUUUACAGAGACGUUUAUCUUGUAUUGAAUAAUUUAAAAAUGUAUGUUUUGUAUCCUUUAUUAUACAGUGGGGUUAUUUUCUGUUUGAUUUUUGUUUUGUAUUUCGGGGCUCCAUCAUAGUCUGCCCAUUUUGUAUAUAAAAGGUCAGACUGUCUCCGAUGACUUCUUAACAAUGUGUUCUGUGUUGGAGACACUGCUACUGUUGUCCCAUAGGCUGUAUGUGACCAGGCCAGUAAACUCACACAGAGAUUCCACUACUUUGAUACUGUGAGUGAACUCAUGAGUCACUUUUCUCCAGGUGCUAAUCAAGUUUCAUUUGAAAGUCCAACCUUUAUUUAAUCUCAAAAACAAAAGAGGGGGACAGACUCUUUGUUUUCAGCAUACUUGAUGCCGUCUGUUGUCAACUGCAAUACAAUUCUUUGUUUAUAAAUUUCACAGUUUCUUAUAAUUGUAUGUUUUUUUUCUCAGGUAUGAUACAUUAAUAUACACGUGGGCACUGAAGCUGCUGUUACUGCAGCAUGGUAGUCAGUUUUAUAGUUUAAAUAUUAAAACAAGGCUUAGGAAAUGUUAAGAGUAGAAAUGUUAAAGGAUCAAUCCAUGAAAUAACCAUUACCAACACUGAAUUGGUCUUACUAAUUAGUAUUGUGUGUCCAUCCAGAGCCUGUUAUGUCUUCUUCCUCUGUGCCAUUGAGACCCAUUGUGUCCAAACACUUUUAAAAAUACAUCAGUGACCCUCAGACAUAGUUAAACUGGGUGACCUGCUGCUUAAUUACAUUUCGACUGUAGUUUGUUUGGACUCUAUCCCACAUAAAACGUCCUACUGGAAAUACUUGCUAGAGGAACACAUUGGCAUUCAUCUGCUGUUGGAAAUAGUCCCCAACAAAUGCACUUUUUACUCCUGUUUUAGUAAGGUUUGCACAUGAAAAAAAGAAAGAAAGAAAAACCAGUAACCAACUAUUUUAAUGAAUUACUGCAGGUUUUUGUUUGUUUGGUUUGCAUUUUCAGAAGAGACUAAGAAGUUUGUUGACAAUAUUACAGCGAUAGAAAUGCCAACCUUAUCCUUUAAAGUGCUGAACUCGUGAACAGUUAUCGAUCAUCAUGAUCAUCAUUCGUUAGCAAUAAUGAGCUAUGUUGCAGUCAUCUGGCCUUGGUUAGCAAGUAGCAUUAACAGAUAAAGUAAUUAGCAAACCACAAAACAAGCCAAUUUAUCACCCAGGUCAGUCCUAGGAGUCUGAAUGAAUUAGUUGACAUAAUCCCCUCAGCUCACUACUGCAUCUAGAAAUGUGUCUGUAUCUGCAAGAUAAUUUGAGCUAGCAUUAGCCAGCUAAAACCCCAAUAUCACCAUAAAUUUCACAAGUUUUGGAGUACUGUUGGCUUUGACUUUGGACUUUUUGUUGCCACAAAGACUCUGUGAUGUGGUGGGUGCUGUUCAUGUGUUGACUUUAGCAGACUCCAUUUCUAAGAUAAUGAUAAGAUAGUGUUGCACAAUGUUGGUACACAGCAGAGCGGAAGAGAGGCAAGACACUCAGAAACACUGUCCAACAGGUUAAUUAUUUACUGUUCUAGCAAUAGAAAUGUUACAUUUAAAUUCAAAAAGUGAUUCUGUUGUUCUCUUGUAAACCAAAGACUGAAGUUUACAGAUCCCCCCGUUUCCUCACAGAUUAAUUUAUUUUACUGUACUGUAAAGGCUUUUGCUUAAGUUUGGCUUUAGACAAAGUGCAGUACCCACGACCUGCAGAGUGUCUUUGGCCCCCUGAUGAAAAAUAAGUGCCUAUUACCAUCCACUUAACAUUGAGUAAUUGCUGUCAAACGGAAUUUCUGCUUCAUUCAAUUUGAUAAGUGCUUGGCUCCAGAGAAAAGAAGCAAACCUUGUAGCUUCUCGGCAGAAUCAGGAGUUGGUGUUUGUGUCCCAGAGGCGGUCAGCAAUCACUGAUGAGUAGUGUGCUGUACAAUCUGCAUGGAGUAGGAGUUCAUUUGAAUGAGAUCUCAGGGAGUUUGUGGUGAGUGCGGAGCCUAUGAGCUCAGCCAAAACAGCAACUCUGCAGCUGGAAAACACCCAAACUUCAUUAUCAUGCUUUGUACCAAAUUUUUAUCUUAGGCCCUGCAAGUCGUUCAUGAGGCAGAGCAGUGCUACAGCUAUGUAACAGGGAAGAAAUGUAUUUAAUCUAAUCUCAACCAGACAAAUUGGAUUAAGUUUUAAGCAUCUUUGCCAUGGGUUUGAUAUUCUGGCCUGGUGUUUGAUAGUCAGUUUUCUUUCUGUAUUUAGAUUUGUCAUAUCAUAAUUCCAUAUGAUUGGCUUAGCUGGCUGAGACAGAUCAUUAUUACUUUAUUUGUACAAAGUAACAUUUUUAGAAAUAAGAAAUGACAUGCUGGACAUCUGUCUUGUGUGAUCCCUCCAUCAGCUCAUUCAAAGAAUAGUGUCAGCUGAAUCAAAAUAAAUACAUAACUGACAUGUGA